CAGAUACACCCACCCAGGCGCCGCGGCCAUUUCGGGGCAGCCCCGCCUUCACCUGCGCCAGGUGAGCGCCAUGUUCCGGGGCUGAGCCCGGCCGGGAUGCGGCGCCGAGGGGCGGCGGGGGCCGGCGGCCGCCUCCUCCUCUUCCUCCUCCCGCGAGGGGCUCUACUGCUGCUCGGUGUCUGCAAUGUUCUUUCCCUGGAAAUUAAAGCCAGUCCUAAAGUCCGAGCUUUUGUGGGUGAGCAAGCGCUGCUGAAAUGCUCCUUCAAAUCCAGCUCCCCCAUCACGGAAAACCUGCUGGUGGACUGGACCUACCGUCCCCUCACUGGGGGCCAGAUGGAGAGAAUUUUUCAUUAUCAGUCCAUCCCAUACCCCACAGCAUCGGGGAAGUUCAAAGGCAGGAUAUUCUGGGCUGGGAAUGUUGCUAAUGGUGAUGCUUCCAUCGCUAUCCAAAGUCCAGCGCUCAGUGACAACGGCACUUUCAUCUGCAGCGUGAAGAACCCUCCAGAUGUUUUCCACAACCUUCCCCAGACAGUGCUGGAGGUUACAGAGCGGGGCCUGGCCUUCCAGCUGAGCUCAGCAUCCCUGCUGUCCAUCCUGGUGUUCCUCCCUUCUGUCCUCGUGGUCAUUCUGCUGCUGGUGAGGAUGGGGAGGAAAUUCCGGGAGCUGAAGGAGAAAGGAAAAUGUGGCUACAAGAAAUCCUCCAUUGAAGUGUCUGAUGAGCCUGAGCACACAGACACAGCUGGCUGCAGGGGGAAAAUCAAGGAGUGGUGCCUGAACUGUGUGGACACAGAUGAGGAAGAUCCAUACUGAUGGAAGACUGAAGCUGUGGAAAAAACACUAAAAUUACCAAAAAAAGUCAUGGUUAGAUCCUUCAAGAGGCUGCUGGGUAACCAGUGCAGAUUGAAGGAUGUGCCCUGCUCUCGGUGGAUUGGAAGAAUAAUGCUGAUGGGAAAACUCACUUCUAUUUAAGCACAAAAUAAUGGUUUUCUAAAAAUCGUUCUAAUUUAUUGAGGAAAAGAAAAUCUCUUGCCCUGAGAUCUGCAAAGCCUCAGUGCCUACAAUGCCAGCGUGCCUUGGUUUUCCUACAGAUUGGUUUGGGUUAUUGGUUUGAUUUUUUUUUUUUUUUUUUUUUUUUUUUUUGGUGUGACAUCCCUCUUUUCCUGAGCCCUGGAAAUCCAACUUUUUUUGAAGGAAAGGCUGCACCAGCUCUCUGAGCUGGUCACGUCUGGGCACUGACAAGUUUUUCUCAGGUUUUUUGGAACAUACUGACUCACACCAGUUUGAUGAAGUGAUAUCUGGCAUCCUCUGUCUUGGAGUGAAGAGAACCUACUGCUUUUGAAGUAUUUUUAAAAUUCAGCUGCACCACUGGGUACCUCUCCUUCUGCUUGUAGAAGUGAAGCACAAUUCAUAGAAAACAACUUUUUUUUCUCUUUUUUAAAAUCAGAAAUGCAAAUGGGGACUCUGUUUCUGGGGACACACAACCCCAUCUACCUCAGCCAUGGACUCAAGCACUGCCCAAAGGAAUGUUCUGUUUGCAGUAGUUGUUUUCUUCCUCCCUUCUUCUGGACUCAUUUUAGGGAAAUGGUUAAUUGUGCAGCAUUACUUCCCCUCGAUGAAGUGCAUUUCCUCUUUCACCAGCCUUAUCCAACAAUGAAUAGCAGUGGAAUUAAUCCACUCAAUCCCUAAAAAGCUGCUUUCUUCCUGUAUC
Messenger RNA from Cinclus cinclus, 1708 nucleotides. Its product is annotated as myelin protein zero-like protein 3. Bases 97 to 810 code for a protein of 237 amino acids. Lineage: Eukaryota; Metazoa; Chordata; Aves; Passeriformes; Cinclidae. The record is from RefSeq and is a predicted model, not a curated record. The transcript has 6 exons. Gene Ontology annotation, cellular component: membrane.